Plectropomus leopardus (leopard coralgrouper) is the source of this 1851-nucleotide messenger RNA. RefSeq names its product potassium channel, subfamily K, member 3a (gene kcnk3a). Gene Ontology annotation, cellular component: plasma membrane. Gene Ontology annotation, biological process: stabilization of membrane potential; potassium ion transmembrane transport. Gene Ontology annotation, molecular function: open rectifier potassium channel activity; potassium ion leak channel activity; outward rectifier potassium channel activity. The record is from RefSeq and is a predicted model, not a curated record. NCBI's taxonomy places the organism in Eukaryota, Metazoa, Chordata, Actinopteri, Perciformes, Serranidae.
UGAGCCAGCCGAGCUCCCCGUCCUCCAGACCCGAGCUCACUCUCCGCCCGUCCCCCUGACACGCACCACACCACCAUGAAGAGGCAAAACGUGCGGACCCUCGCCCUCAUCAUCUGCACCUUCACCUACCUGAUAGUCGGUGCCGCGAUCUUCGACGCGCUGGAGUCCCGGGAGGAGACGAGCCGGAGGGUGGAGCUGGACAUGCGGAAAAAGCAGCUGCUGAGGACCUUCAACCUGACCGCGGAGGACUUUGACGUGCUGGAGAAGGUGGUGCUGGACCUGAAGCCGCACAAAGCCGGGGUGCAGUGGAAAUUCGCCGGCUCGUUUUACUUCGCCAUCACUGUGAUCACUACCAUAGGAUACGGCCAUGCAGCCCCCAGCACAUAUGGAGGGAAGGUGUUCUGCAUGCUUUACGCCCUCCUGGGCAUCCCGCUCACCUUGGUCAUGUUCCAGAGCGUGGGUGAGCGGAUCAACACCUUCGUAAGGUACCUGCUCCACCGCCUGAAGAAGUGCCUUGGCAUGAGGCGCACCGAGGUUUCCAUGGCCAACAUGGUGAUCAUAGGCUUCAUAUCGUGCAUGAGCACACUGUGCGUUGGGGCGCUGGCCUUCUCACACUUUGAGGGAUGGAGUUUCUUUCAUGCUUACUACUACUGCUUCAUCACGCUCACCACCAUCGGCUUCGGGGACUAUGUGGCACUGCAGAAUGAGCAGGCAUUGCAAACCAAGCCAGAGUAUGUGGCCUUCAGCUUCAUCUACAUCCUGACGGGCCUGGCCGUGAUCGGAGCCUUCCUCAAUUUAGCGGUGCUGCGGUUCAUGACCAUGAACGCUGAGGAUGAGAAGCGGGAUGCUGAGCAAAGGGCUCUCCUUGCUCACAAUGGCCAGGCAGGUGGACACAUCAACUGUUCCAUAGACCCGGGUUCCUCCUCGUCCACACCGUCCGGUUGCGGCGGAGGAAGUGCAGUGGGAGGUAGUGGGGGAGGGGCGGCGAGUCGGGGUCUACGUAACGUUUACGCUGAAGUGCUCCACUUCCAAUCCAUGUGCUCCUGUCUUUGGUACAAGAGUAGAGAGAAGCUGCAAUACUCCAUCCCCAUGAUCAUCCCACGUGACCUCUCCACCUCAGACACCUACAUGGAGCAGGGGGAGGCGUUUUCCAACCUGCUGCACUCUAACGGCUGCGUGUGCAGCCUGCAACGCUACUCGGGCAUCAGCUCAGUUUCCACUGGCCUGCACAGCAUCAACACCUACAGAAGACUCAAUAAACGCAGAAGCUCCAUCUAAACUCCGAGGACUUCAUGGUUUAAGGUCAAGUCCACACAGGAGGGCCCGUCUACUGUAGUAGGAUAUCAUCUGAGGACACCAAGGGGACAUAGCUCCUGUCUUAAAGAGACGCAGUCCUUCUGAGGUUUCUGGCACUGAAGAGGCUCCAGACUCUGUGUAUUUAACUUCCAUUAGCGAAGCACAAACCAUUCUGGACUAACAUCGUUACUGAUGUCACUGAGAAAUGAUGCUAAUGGUUGUUUAAGAAGCAUUUGUUACACAAACUGUUGCUGUUUGAGGACGGGGAAAAAACUUGCAGCUCUCUCUAAAAUUAAUUAUCACAAUAUUGAAUUCAGUAUUUUCUUUGUUAGACAGAAUUUCAUGUUCUAAUAUGAAAAGGGACAGAGCACACUGUGAGACCUGUUUUUAAGAGGGAUUGUACAUAAUGCCCCACUGAGAGAUAUUUUAUUGAAUAAUCUUAGAUCCACUUUUUUUCCAAAAAGACUCUCCAAAAGGAAUCUUUGGUUGUAUUAUACUCACCGUGGUGAAAUUAAAAAGGUGUACAUAUCUGGACACUUCACUCAUAGGUGUCAA